Archocentrus centrarchus (flier cichlid) is the source of this 2203-nucleotide messenger RNA. Its product is annotated as myelin-oligodendrocyte glycoprotein-like. Gene Ontology annotation, biological process: cellular response to lipopolysaccharide; negative regulation of T cell proliferation; immune response. Gene Ontology annotation, molecular function: signaling receptor binding. The transcript has 6 exons. Lineage: Eukaryota; Metazoa; Chordata; Actinopteri; Cichliformes; Cichlidae. The record is from RefSeq and is a predicted model, not a curated record. Gene Ontology annotation, cellular component: external side of plasma membrane. Bases 197 to 856 code for a protein of 219 amino acids.
UGAUUGAAGAACGGAAGAAGAGCGGGUCUCUCUGCACUUGAUACUAUGAUCCUGCACAGCUCUCAUUUUAAGGAGUCUUCUUACACUUUUUCACUCUGGACUUUAAUGCUGUGCUCAGCUUUCGUCUUAAGGACUCAUGUUCAAGGGUUUGUAUGAAGAAGAGGAGGAAGAUGAUCUGGAUUCCUGUUGAGGUUUCAUGAUGGAUUUGAAGUCUUUCCCCGGGGUGUCUCUGUGGACUUUCAUCCUCAGUUUGGUUAAAGGAUCAUUUGUAGUGAAUGUGACUCAGAGCUCCUAUCAGGCAGAGGAGAACCACAACAUCACACUGGAGUGGACGUUCACCACCAAAUCAGACGCGUUCAUCUCAUCACUGAAAGUCCGCUGUAGACUGAGAGCUGAUCAAAAAUACUCAGUUCUUUAUUAUGUGUUUGAUGGAGUCGAGUUCUCAGACGUUCAGGAUGAAAAGUUUUCAGGGCGAGUCCAGAGUGACAAAGACGCCCUCAGAGAAGGACGAAUCAGACUGCAGCUGUCCAGACUCAGCACUGAGGACUCGGGUCUGUACCUGUGUGAGGUGACCACAGGUGAUGGCAGCGGCUACAACAGCUGCAGAGUCACCGUCUCUGAUCCAAACUUUCCUAAAACCUCAACAACGCAGACGCUCCUGCAUCCCAGAAACCUCCAAACUCCAGAUCAUCAGGAUGAGAUUCCAGGAAACGCAGGUCGGUGCAGGGUCUCUGUGGUCAUCGUUGUCGUCGCCUUCAUAUCAGUCGUAGUUGUCACAUAUUUCUCUCACCGCCUUCGUCUGAAACUAAAUAAGCGUCCAGAGGAUGAGACACAAAAACAACCACUACCAGUGUAGGUGCCUUGCUCAAAGGAGCGUUGGUGUUAAUGGAGCAUAGAACAUCGAGCUUAAUUGACUCUGGAUCUUCACUGGCAGGCUGGGGAUUCAAACCAGCAGCACUGAGAUCCAUCAUAAGGUCAUGUCUACAAGUCUGACAUGAGUCUGAUUUGAACUUGAACUUUGACCCCAGCUGAAGACUCAAACCAUGUCCAGAUUAUUUACAGAGCAGAUUUUCAAAGAACAAAGUUUUGUGCAACUCUGAGAACCACAGAGUGUAAAAGAGGAAACAGCUGUUUGAUCAAUGAACCAUAAAGAUGUCUUAAUCAGACUGGAUCCAGCAUCACCCACUGAAACAGAUGGAUUCAUCAAAGCUGUUUGGGGGGAUUUAAAGGACCUGAGUGUAGGAGCGCAGACCUCUGGGACCACAUUCACUGAGCUCUGACAGUUUGUGUGACUUCAUGUUUUUGUUCUACCAUUAAUGUCACUGAGAAACUGAGCUAGAAGCAGAUUCCAUAAGUACCUCAGAGGCCUCCUACACUGUGUUAAUGAACUGCUGCACAAAUGUCUUUGUUUCUGCUCUGUCAUGGCCGCCUCUCCUUCUAUUCAUGGUUAAACUCACACACACUGAGUGUGAGCUGCAGCGUGACCUUCAGCUCGCUCAUUUUAUUGCCUCAAAUAUUUCAGUUCAACUCCAACCACUUUCACCACUUCCAUCAAUGGACACAAUUUACAUGCAGCGACGCAAAAGGAGGGCACAGCACAUUAUCAGGACCCACACCACCUGCCCACACUUUCCUCAGGUCCAAACACACGCACAGCACCAUCAUCAGUUCAUUUCCUGCCACCGUCAGACUGAUGGCAUCCCAGCACUCUGAGUAAAGAACUGUUCACUUCCAAAAUCCACUGUGUAAUGUUUCUAAUGUGAAUAAAUAUAAUGUGCAACAUUGAUUUCUUGAAACAACAUUCAUUGGUGCAAUAUCUGUUUGAUCUACAUGUGCAGAGUACACUGUGUUUGGAAUAUUUAGUGAGCAAUAACUGCUGUUCACAGUCUCCAGUAGCCUCGUACUUUGGAAUAUAGAUUUAUUAGAAGCACAUACUUUUUAUACUUUGUUUCUAUCUAUAUAUUUUUAUAUCUGCAUUGCUGUUUCCUGUUUUUAUAGCAAAUGCAAAUGAAGUCCCUUAAAUCUUGACAGCUGCAUGUUGUUUGAGUUGUGGUGUCUGUUGUCUUAUUUUGUUGCUGCUUUCACUGCUUGUAGUCUUUGGUUUUAAAAGUUGCUUUUUAAACCCUUGACAAAGGGUUGUGUACUGACAUUGGCAUCGUUGUACUGAUUUAAUUAUUUAAAUAUUUUUAUUUUAUUUUUUGUC